Cyprinodon tularosa is the source of this 2708-nucleotide messenger RNA. Its product is annotated as P2Y purinoceptor 13-like. Gene Ontology annotation, biological process: G protein-coupled receptor signaling pathway; negative regulation of adenylate cyclase activity. The transcript is spliced from 4 exons. Gene Ontology annotation, cellular component: membrane. Gene Ontology annotation, molecular function: G protein-coupled purinergic nucleotide receptor activity. Lineage: Eukaryota; Metazoa; Chordata; Actinopteri; Cyprinodontiformes; Cyprinodontidae. The record is from RefSeq and is a predicted model, not a curated record. The coding region runs from base 306 to 1370 and encodes 354 amino acids.
UUAAAGGCAGAAAAACAGAAGGGAAACGUUAAGAAAGACAGGCAGGCUUGUUCCAUAUGUCAGAGAGUAUUUUUUUCUGAUAAAAACAGCACACAUCAGAGUUUAUUAUAGGUUUUCAUACUUUUAUUUUUUAGCUUUCUUUUUUCUUUUGUUUCAGCAUUCUUGCAUUUCUAAUUUGGGGUGAAAGAGAAAAGAGAAUUAGAAAUUUCACUUCACUUUUUUGGUCAAAUCCUGUACUUCUUACUGCUCUCGUUAUUAUUUUAUUGUCUGCUGACAAAACAAAAGGUCCCACGGAGAACCUGAAGAUGAACAGCACGCUAUUGAACACAUCCGUUAAGUGUAUUAGAGAUACAAGUGUGACAUCAGUGGUUUUCCCUGGUCUCUACACUAUCCUUUGUGUAGUUGCCCUGGUGCUGAACUCCCUGGCUGCAGUGAUCUUCUUCAGCAUACCCAGCACCACAACAUUUGUGGUCUUUUUAAAAAAUGUGGUGGUUGCUGACUUGCUGAUGACUCUCACCAUCCCGAUAAGAAUCUUGAGUGAUGCAGGGGUUGGUUUUUGGCAGCUACGUGCCUUCUAUUGCAGAUACUCUGCUGUGCUCUUCUACAUUACCAUGUAUAUCAGCAUUCUGUUGCUCGGCCUCAUCAGCUUGGACCGCUACUUGAAGAUCGUAAAGCCUUUCGGAAGAUGUGCUCUGCAGAAGGUUCGGGUCGGCCAAAUGCUGAGUGCAGCUAUAUGGGUCGUAAUGUUAUCUCUUGCACUCCCCAACAUCAUUCUCAGCAACAAGCCCCCUAAAAUCUCGGGAGGGAAACUCAAGUGCUCCUCCAUGAAGAGCAAAGAGGGCCUAUUGUGGCAUGAGGGAUUCAACUAUUUCUGUCAGGUCAUAUUUUGGGGCACGCUUGCCUUGAUGGUGUUUUGCUACACGUUCAUCAGCAAGAAGGUCUAUGAGUCAUACAAAGCCUCAAGGAGCAAGUCUCAGGUUGCAAAUCGAAGAACCAAAGCGAAGGUUUUCGUGGUAGUGGGUGUGUUUUUUAUUUGCUUUGCCCCUUAUCAUUUUGCACGGGUCCCAUAUACACUAACUCAAACCCGCAGCACCACUCAUUGCCGGGCAGAGAACGCGCUCUACAUUGCCAAGGAAACCACACUGUGGCUGUCAACAACUAAUAUAUGUCUUGACCCACUUAUUUACAUCUUCCUGUGUCGGGUGUUUAGAAGAAAGCUGAAGACCACAUUAUGCAAAGCUACCAAAGAUUCGCCCAAAGUGACAUCAACACAACUGGAGAUGUCACAAAUGGUCCACACCACCCGACAGUCACACAAUGACACCUCCCAUGCCAGACAAUGUACACCAGAGUCAAGUUUUGCCUGUUAAUCUCCUUCAAACCUGAAAGACUCUUUGUCAUCCUUGUACAGUAUGUAGCAGUUUUCAGUAUGCAGUUUGGACAAACUAUAAAAAUGGGCAGACAUUUGUUAGACACGAAAAUAUGUAACUGCUUUCUGUGCACAUCAGGCCUGUUUGUUUUGUGAACCAAGCACAAAAUGUUUGCCUAGUCAUCCAGCACAUUUCCUUAACUGAACUUACACUGUCAAAAUUCAGCUUCCUGUGGUUUAAUCUCUCUGAAACUGCACUUUUCCUUUAUUGGGAUGCAAACAUGUUGACAGAAUAAACUUUAAAACUAUAUAUCAAGAAGAAGCUAAAUAACAAAAUUUUUUUUAGAAUAACCUGAUUACAAAUAUCAUUAUAUAUAAAUAGUAAAUCACUACUAUUUUGCAUUAAAUAGCUAUGCGUUAGUUGAAUAGUUGUCAUUUUACCCCUAGGAGUUAAUUAAAAUCAAAAAUACUUUAUUAACCCCAAAUGGAAAUAAAUAAUGUGAAUAAUAACAGAUAUAUUAACUAAAAACAAAACAGCAAAAACUCAGAGUUUUUGCUGUGUAACCCUUAAUUAUGGUAAAUGCUCUAGACACAGAAAAAUACACAUUCUGAUUAGUAUAUUAUAUUAAUCAGUGACCAUACAUUUUGAUUUAUAUACUUUUUUUUGGCUAAAGUACUUUGCAUAAUUUAGAGUAAAAAGCUUGGAUGAGUUUUGACCAGCUUUAAAUAAUAGUUGUCUUUAUUAACUACCAGAAAUGUCUUGAAAGGAUUAUCAAAUAACUUAUCAGUUUGUAAACUUAUCUUAAAGGUAUUGUGGAGGAUUUUUGUGAAUUUUUUAAAAGACUGGCCCUCUUUAAAAAAAAAAAUGUAUAUGCUCAACCCUGUACCCGCUCCCAAGAGCGGGUAAAUGCGUUUGAGACGAUGCACAUGCCCAUUUCUCCUUGUGUACGCUCUGUUUAAAAGUUGCUGUUCUCAUAGCUCAUACAAGCUCAUACAAGCUUACCCCUAAAUCCUUCAAUCACUAUAUAGAGCGGGGACUAUAUAGUGGACUUUAUAGCAAACUCAGUUAAAUAAUCGUUUGGACAGAUGAUCACUGCUUUUUGCUCCCUGUUGGUCACGUAACUCCUCCUCCACUGCGAGGUGCCUACGCCAUCUUUGUUAUUAGUCACCUCUGUCUGAUAGCGAGAGCCUAUGGCGACUGCAGGCCACUGUGACAGUAAAUCCCAUAAUGCUUUGCAAGGAGAGCUUUCAGCGCAAAGCAUUCUGGGAUAUAUCUGCCUCUUCCAAGGCUUUUCUUCUCAUACACUUUUUAGAUGCAUUUUCUCUUACAACCAUCUGC